CUUCCAUUCAAGAUAAUCUUCUAACAUUCUUCUACUAAAGAUCUACAUUCAAAAAAUAGAGCACCUCAAUACUACAAUGGCUCGCCCAUUCCCCUACCCUAUAACACACCAUAUCCAAUCCCUUCCCUUAUCCAUCGGCAUCUUCAUGUCGAUUUUCGCUCUCGUUGCUCUUUGUGCAAGACGCGGCAGUAGAUCACCACGGUGUAGGUACGAUAACGAUGCAUACGAGCAAGAGGCCGCCGCGACAAAGAGAAACACAACUUCUUCUCCCAUGAAUCACAAGACGCCGCCAAGAUCACCCUUGGCUAACCCUAGAAAGUUAUUGUCAAACAUAAGCAAUAACAUGAAACCUUAUAGUAAAAAAAAUGGAGAUGAUCAUAUAAUUAAGGAAAAUGAUGUUGUGGUUGUUGACCAAAGGGAAGGCUUUGGAGAAGGUGGUUUAUGGCAAAAAGAGAUUUUAAUGGGAGAAAAAUGUCAGCCACUUGAAUUUUCAGGGGUGAUAUACUAUGAUAAUUAUGGUAAUAAAGUCUCUCAACCUCCAAGGUCCCCUAGAGCUACUGCUGUUAGCUUCCAAGGGAGCAUGCCUUUUCCUGUUUCAAGUCGUUCAAGUUCAGAUAUUAAUUAGAUAGAAUAACGACGAAAAAAAAGGUUCUUUUUUGUUUUAUAUAUGUACAAAUCAUUAAUGUGAAUUUCCUCAAAGUUUGAUACAUAGAUGAGGUGAAAAACAUAAAUGUUACAAAUUUUUCCGAGACAUGUAGAUUGAAUGAUAAUUAUAGAUUAGUUAUAAUCGUGUAUAAUACCGUUUUGUAUGGUAAAU
This is a messenger RNA of Beta vulgaris subsp. vulgaris (sugar beet), 817 nucleotides long. RefSeq lists its product as uncharacterized. NCBI's taxonomy places the organism in Eukaryota, Viridiplantae, Streptophyta, Magnoliopsida, Caryophyllales, Amaranthaceae. The coding region runs from base 77 to 625 and encodes 182 amino acids. The record is from RefSeq and is a predicted model, not a curated record. The transcript has a single exon.